GAUAUGUAUAUCGUACCAAAGCAAACCGGAAACAAUGUUGAUCCGGUCUUUGAUCUUAUAAUAUUUUUCAUGUUAGACGGGAGUUCUCAUAAGUUCGGUAUGCUUGCACAUCCCUAAAUUUAGGUGUUGUUCGCUAAUGGGAUUUGGAUGUUUUUGGACAAAGCCAUUGGUAUGCAAAUCUAUGGAUCCCACGUAUUUGUAAAUACAACAUUUCAUUUGGUAUUUGGUUAUGCAAGGCAAAAUUUUGAGACCCAAAUACCAAAUCAACUAAAUCCACGAUAAAAAAUUCACUAAACAAACAAUGUUAUCUUUCAAAUACAAAAUGCAACAAAUUCAUCGUAAAUUCAAAACUUUUCAAAAUUCAAAAUCUUCAUUUUCAAAUCCAACAAGCAAACCGACUCUUAAUCAAUAAAUAAAAAUCUAUUGAUACCUCUGUGGGCCGCAGAAGAGAGGAUAUUGAAUAUAAUACAAAGCCCAAGCCCAACCCUUUUCGAUGUCGGUCUUUUCUGCGGAUGCGGAGAAAUAGGGACAACAUUACCGCUCUAGCAGCGCCAUUGCUGUAACUUAGCUUAGUCCACUUUUGCUGCUCUCUCGUCUCGAUUAGGUUUACGUUAUCUUCCGUCUACCGCAGUUGAAACUUGAUCGGAAUCUGUUGGCUAUUUGACAUCGGAAGUAGGGCGUUGAAUCUUCGAAGCUCAAGCAACCAUGGCUCGUAACGAAGAGAAAGCGCAGUCCAUGCUGAAUCGUUUCAUAACCCUAAAAGAGCAAGAGAAGAAGAAGCCCAAGGAGCGCCGCCCGUUCCUCGCCUCCGAAUGUCGGGAUCUCGCCGAAGCCGACAAGUGGCGGCAGCAGAUCAUGCGAGAAAUUGGCCGUAAGGUCGCCGAGAUCCAGAACGAAGGCCUCGGCGAGCAUCUGCUGCGGGACCUGAACGACGAGAUCAACAAGCUCAUACGGGAGAAGUCGCACUGGGAGCGGCGUAUCGUCGAUCUCGGCGGCGCUAAUUAUGCCAAACACUCGGCCAAAAUGACCGACUUGGACGGGAACAUUGUAGACGUUCCCAAUCCCAGCGGCCGUGGACCUGGGUACCGGUACUUCGGCGCGGCGAAGAAGCUUCCCGGAGUGAAGGAGCUGUUUGAGAAACCGCCGGAGCUCAGGAAGCGGCGGACGAGGUACGAUAUCUACAAGAGAAUUGACUCGAGUUACUACGGGUAUAGAGAUGAGGAAGAUGGGGUUCUGAAGAAAGUAGAGAAGCCGGCUGAAGAGAAGAUGAGAUUAAGGGCGGUUGAAGAGUGGCGGAGGAUGGAGGAGAUUAGGAAGGAGGCGAGGAGAGGAGCGACGGAGGUUGUGAGCGUUGGAGUUGGGGCGGCAGCUCAGGAGGUCUUGUUUGAAGAAGAGGAAGAUGUGGUGGAGGAGGAAAGGUUGAAAGAGAAGGAAGAGAGGGAGAAGAUGGAUAAGCAAAAAGAGUUUGUGGUUCAUGUGCCGCUGCCUGAUGAAAAGGAGAUUGAGAAGAUGGUGCUGGAGAAGAAGAAGAAGGAUCUCUUGAGUAAAUAUGCCAGUGAUACGUUGAUGGAGGAGCAGAGUGAGGCCAAGUCCAUGCUCAAUAUUAAGCGCUAGGCGUAACGGUAUGCGGGUUGCAAAUUAGUUCUCAGAGGCUAGACGUUUUCCCUUUCUGUAGUUCCUUUUUUGAAUGUUAUGCUUUUUAAUGGCUAUUGAUGUGAAAUGAAUGAAACUAUCAACCUUUUGCAAUUUUGGGGGUACCAUAUCAUAUACUGGUACACGAAUGAAUGGCCUAAGAAGCAUGAGCUUUAAUUGUUGCUGCUCCAUUAAUUAUAGGCUGUGCUGCUUUGAGUUGAAACUUCAGCUUUGUUGUCACAUCUUGAUAGUUUCUGGAAAGUAAAGAGGGGCUUGUCAUUCUGGCUGCCGCUGGUUUGAAACUUUCUAGUCAACAAAUCAGAGGAGAGUUUAUUGUGCUUGGUAUUAUGAUGCUUGUGUGGACACCCAUCCUCUAUGCUUAAGUAAUCGAGAAUUUUUUCUUAUUUGCUUUAUCGUUGUAGGUGAUUCUCACAGAGUCACAGUCUGAUCUUAGAAUUGACAUGUACUAUUAGUGAACUUUAGUUUGCAAUUGUAUCAUUAUAGUGAAAGAGGUAGGUUCAGUAUGUUUUUGUUGCCUUGGAGACUAGGACCCUCACUAAGAUGUUUGUUCGUGCUUAUUUAUAAGAGCUGCGUCUUAACUGGUUCAGAUGCUGACCAGGGUGUAAAUUGAUAAAUCAUUUCUGCAAACCUGUUGCUUGCUAGGGAUCAUGACUCGUUGUUUCCAAUCGAAAAGGGCUUUGGUACCUUCGUUUCCUUUCGUUACCUAGUCGGCUUUUGUGGCUGAAAAUUAUUGUGUUUUAUGCUCUACUUGUCUAUUUAAUUGAGCAAAAUCUGCUGCUACCUUCUGUGUUGUGUGAAAUAAUAGUCUGUCCAUGGUUAUGUUGGUGUCUGGUUGCUUGGAAUCGAGACUUUAUUACUUAGAGCGGUCUGAAUAACAAAUGCCCAAUUAUCUUUUCAGCUAUUGAAGAAGCUAAGGGUUGAAAAAUCUGCAUACAACCCAAUUUCUCUACUGUUUUCUUCCAUUAGUCUACAGUUUGCUAACUUUGAUAGCAAGGGAAUGUUUUGCAGUGUUUGUGGAUUUUAAUGCGACUGUAAGGAGGUAGUGUAUCUGAAGACAAUUUAACAUUGUUUAAUAUUAAGGCCUGAGUGGAGAUACAGUGGAGCUGUAUAUUAUACAUGUCUGCAUUUGGCCAAUGAAUGGUGGCAGAUAUCUUAAUAUAUAUCCAUAAUAUAGGUUUCAUACCAGCAUUUGGUCAAGGAUGGGGAAGUUCUUCAUUUUUUGUUAGAACAAGCAGUGUCAAAACAGAAGUCAAUUGGAGGGGCAGUAUAAAUGUUUUACAUUGUG
Messenger RNA from Linum trigynum, 2938 nucleotides. The record is from the annotation of a GenBank genome assembly. NCBI's taxonomy places the organism in Eukaryota, Viridiplantae, Streptophyta, Magnoliopsida, Malpighiales, Linaceae.